AUGACAGCCUCCUUGGUUCUAAACCCUCGCUGGCCAGCGGAAACGGUAAUGUUUGUGUAUGACAACAACCUGGACGACCUGAACAAGAACAUGGAGGGGCUGGUGGGCAGCGGCAACUUCGCCGCCAGCCAGUGCCGCAACAUUAUGGCACACUCGGCGGCCGCCGCUGCUCUGGGCGGCCACCCGUCCGGACUGGUGCACCCCUCAGCUGGCUACCCCACAGUAGACUUGUCCGCUUCAGGCUCCAGUGAGACAGGAGUGUCUUCGGGGAAGCAAUGCGCGGCCGGGCCGUGUCCAGGAGCCGCUGUGCCGCACCAGAGCUCCUCGGCCGCCACAGCGUUACCAUACAGCUACUUUGGUAACGGGUACUAUCCGUGCAGGAUGGGGCGGGGUUCUGUGAAAUCGUGCACCCAGGCGGCGGGAGCCGCGCUCAGCUCGCAGUAUAUGGACACUACGGUGAACUCUGACGAUUACCCGAACCACCGGGCCAAAGAGUUCGCCUUUUAUCACGGAUACCCGAGCCCGUACCAGUCCAUGGCAAGCUACCUGGACGUGUCGGUGGUCCAAACGCUGGGCACCGGGGAGCCGCGCCAUGACACCCUGCUGCCCAUGGACAGCUACCAACCCUGGGCUCUGACCAACGGCUGGGGGGGACAGAUGUACUGCUCCAAGGACCAGGGACAGGCCGGACAUCUCUGGAAGUCUGCUCUGGCUGAUGUGGUGGCGCACCAGCACGACGGCUCGCCUUUCCGCCGGGGCAGGAAGAAGCGGAUACCGUACACCAAGCUCCAGCUCAAGGAACUGGAGAAAGAGUAUGCCGCCAACAAAUUCAUCACCAAGGACAAGAGGAGGAAGAUCUCGGCCGCCACCAACCUGUCAGAGCGGCAGAUCACCAUCUGGUUCCAGAACAGGAGGGUGAAGGAGAAGAAGUUCGUGGCCAAAGUGAAGACCAGCGCUCCGUAG
This is a messenger RNA of Cottoperca gobio, 963 nucleotides long. It is a transcript of the gene hoxb13a, whose product is annotated as homeobox B13a. The record is from RefSeq and is a predicted model, not a curated record. Lineage: Eukaryota; Metazoa; Chordata; Actinopteri; Perciformes; Bovichtidae. The coding region runs from base 1 to 963 and encodes 320 amino acids. Gene Ontology annotation, biological process: regulation of DNA-templated transcription. Gene Ontology annotation, molecular function: DNA-binding transcription factor activity, RNA polymerase II-specific; DNA binding. The transcript has 2 exons.